Molecule: messenger RNA, 2005 nt
Organism: Psammomys obesus (fat sand rat)
Lineage: Eukaryota; Metazoa; Chordata; Mammalia; Rodentia; Muridae
Gene: Tph1
Product: tryptophan hydroxylase 1
Exons: 13
Coding region: 257-1591 (444 amino acids)
Biological process (GO): serotonin biosynthetic process; aromatic amino acid metabolic process
Cellular component (GO): neuron projection
Molecular function (GO): tryptophan 5-monooxygenase activity; iron ion binding
Source: RefSeq, a predicted model, not a curated record
CUCCUAUAAGACGCCGCAGCUCGUCCGCAGGUGACCCUCCGAACUCCGGCGGCGCUGAGGGAACCCUCGCUUAAGUUGUACCAAAGGAAGGGGAGUCUCCGAUGCUAGACCUCUCCGCACACCUGCACUCUGUACCUUCAUCCUAAGUCACAAUUGACAGACCCACAGAUCCUUGAGAUUCAGAGCUAGUUAGUAGCCCAGGUCUUAUUUCCAGCUUUGGACCUUGCACAUUGGGGCACCUCCAUUCAGACUCACCAUGAUUGACGGCAAUAAGGAGAGCAAAGAGCAUUCCUCCGAAAGGGGGAGAGUGACUCUCAUUUUUUCCUUAAAGAAUGAAGUCGGAGGACUCAUAAAAGCACUGAAAAUCUUCCAGGAGAAUCACGUGAACCUGUUGCAUAUUGAGUCCCGGAAAUCGAAGAGAAGAAGCUCAGAAUUCGAGGUUUUUGUUGACUGUGACAUCGACAGGGAACAGCUGAAUGACAUCUUUCCCCUGCUGACGUCCCAUACCACUGUGCUCUCCGUGGACUCGGCCAAUCAGCUUGCUGCAAGGCAAGACGUUAUGGAGAGCAUCCCUUGGUUUCCAAAGAAGAUUUCUGACUUGGAUUUCUGCGCCAACCGAGUGCUGAUGUACGGAUCCGAACUCGACGCCGACCACCCUGGCUUCAAAGACAACGUCUACCGUAGAAGACGGAAGUACUUUGCAGAGGUGGCUCUGAACUAUAAGCAUGGGGACCCCAUUCCCAAGAUUGAAUUCACGGAAGAAGAGAUUAAGACCUGGGGAACCAUCUUCCGAGAGCUAAGCCAACUCUACCCGACCCACGCCUGCAGGGAGUACCUCAGAAACCUUCCUCUGCUCUCGAAAUACUGUGGCUAUCGGGAGGACAACAUCCCGCAGCUCGAAGACGUGUCCAAGUUUUUAAAAGAGUGCACAGGGUUUUCCAUCCGUCCUGUGGCUGGUUACCUCUCACCGAGAGAUUUCCUGUCAGGGUUAGCCUUUCGAGUCUUUCACUGCACUCAGUAUGUGAGACACAGUUCAGAUCCUCUCUAUACCCCAGAGCCAGACACCUGCCAUGAACUCCUGGGCCAUGUUCCUCUCUUGGCUGAACCCAGUUUUGCUCAAUUCUCCCAAGAAAUUGGCCUGGCUUCCCUUGGAGCGUCGGAGGAGACUGUUCAAAAACUGGCAGCGUGCUACUUUUUCACUGUGGAGUUUGGUCUGUGCAAACAAGAUGGACAGCUGAGAGUCUUUGGUGCCGGCUUGCUCUCUUCCAUCAGUGAGCUCAAACAUGCGCUUUCUGGACAUGCCAACGUUAAGCCCUUUGACCCCAAGGUUGCCUGCAACCAGGAAUGUCUCAUCACAAGCUUCCAGGAUGUCUACUUUGUAUCUGAGAGCUUUGAAGAUGCAAAGGAGAAGAUGAGAGAAUUUGCCAGAACAGUGAAGCGCCCAUUUGGAGUGAAGUACAAUCCGUACACACAGAGCAUUCAGGUUCUGAGAGACCCCAAGAGCAUAACCAGUGCCCUGAACGAGUUGCGGUACGACCUCGAUACCGUCAGUGAUGCCCUGGCGAGGGUCAGCAGGUGGCCCAGUGAGUGAUGGUCUCCGGUCUGAAUCCAGAAAGCCUCUGAGCAUCAGUUCGGGGCCAGGGCCACUUCUUGCUCCCCGAAGACCUGUGUGAGGAGGGCCAGCAAUCCCAGCUUAUCGAAGUGUGUUACCUCUCUCUGUUAACAAGUCACUCGCCGUGAAAACGCAUACCUGGACGCUCGAGCCACCACACACCGUUUUGUUUUGUCUUUAGGCACCUGCUAGGGAAAUAUAAUUCACAUACCAUGCAAUUCACCAUAUUCCCAUUUAAAAUAUUUCAUUAAAAUAUAAUUGAAUCGUUCUUUCCCUUCCCUUUCUUUUCUCCAAUCCCUCCCUCUCAGAUUCACGGCCUUUCUACUGAACACCUAUUUUUGAUGGGCAAGUUGUUUGACGCUGGCCAGAGCUGGUCUCAUUGUGAUGCUACUU